This is a messenger RNA of Diceros bicornis minor, 4174 nucleotides long. RefSeq names its product transcriptional regulator ATRX-like. The coding region runs from base 1 to 1545 and encodes 514 amino acids. The transcript is spliced from 10 exons. Gene Ontology annotation, cellular component: nucleus. Lineage: Eukaryota; Metazoa; Chordata; Mammalia; Perissodactyla; Rhinocerotidae. Gene Ontology annotation, molecular function: ATP hydrolysis activity. The record is from RefSeq and is a predicted model, not a curated record.
AUGUUUCAUUUAUUUUAUUUAGGUAAAGCUACUUCCUCUUCUAAUCCAAGCAGCCCAGCUCCAGACUGGUACAAAGAUUUUGUUACAGAUGCUGAUGCUGAGGUUUUAGAGCAUUCUGGAAAAAUGGUACUUCUCUUUGAAAUUCUUCGAAUGGCAGAGGAAAUUGGGGAUAAAGUCCUUGUUUUCAGCCAGUCUCUCAUAUCUCUGGACUUGAUUGAAGAUUUUCUUGAUUUGGCUAGUAGAGAGAAGACAGAAGAUAAAGAUAAACCUCUUAUUUAUAAAGGUGAAGGGAAGUGGCUCCGAAACAUUGACUAUUACCGUUUAGAUGGUUCUACUACUGCACAAUCAAGGAAAAAAUGGGCUGAAGAAUUUAAUGAUGAAACUAAUGUGAGAGGACGAUUGUUUAUCAUUUCUACCAAAGCAGGAUCUCUUGGAAUUAACCUAGUAGCUGCUAAUCGAGUCAUUAUAUUUGAUGCUUCUUGGAAUCCAUCUUAUGACAUCCAGAGUAUAUUCAGAGUUUAUCGCUUUGGACAGACUAAACCUGUGUAUGUAUAUAGGUUCUUAGCUCAGGGAACCAUGGAAGAUAAGAUUUAUGAUCGGCAGGUAACUAAGCAGUCACUGUCUUUUCGAGUUGUCGAUCAGCAGCAGGUCGAGCGUCAUUUUACCAUGAAUGAGCUUACUGAACUUUAUACCUUUGAGCCAGACUUAUUAGAUGACCCUAAUUCAGAAAAGAAGAAGAAAAGGGAUACUCCCAUGCUGCCAAAGGAUACCAUACUUGCAGAACUUCUUCAAAUACAUAAAGAACACAUUGUAGGAUAUCAUGAACAUGAUUCUCUUUUGGACCACAAAGAAGAAGAAGAGUUGACUGAAGAAGAAAGAAAAGCAGCUUGGGCUGAAUAUGAAGCAGAGAAGAAGGGACUGACCAUGCGUUUCAACAUACCAACUGGGACCAAUUUACCCCCUGUCAGUUUCAACUCGCAAACUCCUUAUAUUCCUUUCAAUUUGGGAGCCCUGUCAGCAAUGAGUAAUCAACAGCUGGAGGACCUCAUUAAUCAAGGAAGAGAAAAAGUUGUGGAAGCAACAAACAGUGUGACAGCAGUGAGGAUUCAGCCGCUUGAAGAUAUAAUUUCAGCUGUAUGGAAGGAAAACAUGAAUCUCUCAGAGGCCCAAGUACAGGCAUUAGCAUUAAGUAGACAAGCCAGCCAGGAGCUUGAUGUUAAGCGAAGAGAAGCAAUCUACAAUGAUGUAUUGACAAAACAACAGAUGUUAAUCAGCUGUGUUCAGCGAAUACUUAUGAACCGAAGGCUCCAGCAGCAGUACAAUCAGCAGCAACAGCAGCAAAUGACUUAUCAACAAGCAACACUGGGUCACCUCAUGAUGCCAAAGCCUCCAAAUUUAAUCAUGAAUCCUUCUAACUACCAGCAGAUUGAUAUGAGAGGAAUGUAUCAGUCGGUGGCUGGUGGUAUGCAGCCACCACCAUUACAGCGUGCACCACCCCCAAUGAGAAGCAAAAAUCCAGGACCUUCCCAAGGGAAAUCAAUGUGAUUUUGCACUAAAAGCUUAAAGGAUUGUUAAAAUCAUAGAAAGAUCUUUUAUUUUUUUAGGAAUCAAUGACUUAACAGAACUCAACUGUAUAAAUAGUUUGGUCCCCUUAAAUGCCAAUCUUCCAUAUUAGUUUUAAAUUUUUUUUAAAUAGGGCAUACUAUUUCUUCCUGACAAUUGUCAGUGAUGUUGCCUAGAAUCUUCUUACACACAUUGAGUACAGAAGAUAUUUCAAAUUGUUUUCAGUGAAAACAAAUCCUUCCAUAACAGUAACAACUCCACAGAUUUCCUCUCUAAAUUUUUAUGCCUGCUUUUAGCGACCAUAAAAUUGUCAUAAAAUUAAUGAAUUUAGGGAAGAAUACAGAUUUAUAUAUUUGUUCUUUACAUAUAAAAACACACAGCUGAGUUCUUAGAGUUGAUUCCUCAAGUUAUGAAAUACUUUUGUACUUAAUCCAUUUCUUGAUUAAAGUAAUUGAAAUGGUUUUAAUGUUCUUUUGACUGAAGUCUGAAAUUGGGCUUUUGCUAUAUCAUCUCUGUGACUGAAAGUUAGAAACUAAGGGUUAUCUUUGACACAGAAUUGUGUGCAAUAUUCUUAAAUACUACUGCUCUGAAACUUGGAGGAGUCUUGCCGUUAUCUUAGCAUUGUAUAAACAGCCUUAAAUACAGCCUAAGAAGAGAAUUCCUUUUUCUUCUUUAGUCUUUCUGCCAUUUUUUAUUUUCAGUUAUAUGUGCUGAAAUAAUUACUGGUAAAAUUUCAGGGUUCUGAAUUAUCUUCCACACAUGAAUUUUCUCUCUCCUGGCACUAAUAUAAAGCACAUCUCUUAACUGCUUGGUGCCAGUGCUAGUGCUUCAUCCUGUUGCUGGCAGUGGGAUGUGGACUAACAAAAUCAAGUUCUAGCAUUUUAGGAGGUUAAGGAUGACGUUGUGGUUGUUAGGUUCAUACCCUGUUUUAUAAACAUCAAAAUGGCAGAACCAUUGCUGACUUUAAGUUCACAUGAGGAAUGUGCUUUAACAAUUCCCAGUACUGUCAGUAUUGUGAAAUAAUUCCUCUUAAAGAUAAGGAUCACUGGCUUCUAUGCUAUUCUGCUUUUCUCUCAUCAUCAUGUUCUUUUCCCGCAUCAUCAUGUUCUUUUCCCCUAGCUUACCUACAUAUUCUUAAAUAAAUUAUGUUUCGAUUUCUUUUUUAGUUUAGAUCUGUGAGGGAAUUUUCUGAUCAAAGUUAAUUCAUCUAAUACCCUUUUAUGAAGUUUUACUAGAAAAUCAUUGUAUUGUUUUUCUUAAUCCAUGCCUGUAAAAAUGACCUUCAAGUUUAUUUGUGUACAAUUUGGUUGCUUGAGUUUCUUAAAGAAAAAGAUUGUUGGACUGUGGGAGUCAACUCAACAUGGCAAAACCAUUUUUGAGAUGAUGAUGUAACAGGUAGUGGAAACAGCUAAGGAAUUCCAGAAAAAAAGAAAGCUGGGUGGAGGGUUUACUCUAGGUAUCACUGGAUUAGAAUAAGUUUAACAUUAGCUAAAACUGUUUUGAGUUUUUUGGAUGAUUAAGAGAUUUCCAUUUUUAGCUUGAAAGAACUAGUGGUAAAACAUCCCAGAGCACUAGGUUUGUGACAUAGAGUUUGUGAGGUUUGGUGGAUUCACCCCCACCUUCCCAUGGUGAGUUAUCACUAACAAAUUCCAUAUAUUUGGAUAUUAUGCCAGCCAUAUAAUCAAAUUUAUUUAAUGGGGGGCGGGGGGAAGGUGUGUGUUUACUUUAGAAGAAAUGAAAAAGACAAGAUUUAUGAAAUAAAUAUUUGAAGGCAGUACUCUGGCCAACUGUUAUCAGUUGGUAUUUCUGCAAGUCCAGAAUAUUUUAAACCUGAUUUACUAGACCUGGGAACUUUCAACACGGUCUAAUUACUUGCUCAAAGACAUAGAUGUGAAAAUUUUAGGCAACCUUCUAAACCUUUUUCACCAUGGAUGACAAUAUGACUUAAAGAAUAAUACAUAGAAGGAUUAAUUGGAAAUAAGAGUUUGAAAUAAAACUUUGGACCACUUUGCAUACACUCUUCUCACUUGACAUUUUAGCUACAUAAUAUGUACUUUGAGUAUAACAUCAAGCUUUAACAAAUAUUUAAAGACAAAAAUCACAUCAAUAAGAUACUAAAAUGCUCAUUUUUAUAUUUGUUUUAGAUGUUUUAAAUAGUUGCAAUGGCUUAAAAAAUGACGAUUUAAAAUGUUGCUUGUAAUACAGUUUUGCCUGCUAAAUUCUCCACAUUUUGUAACCUGUUUUAUUUCUUUGGGUGUAAAGCGUUUUUGCUUAGUAUUGUGAUAUUGUAUAUGUUUUGUCCCAGUUGUAUAGUAAUGUUUCAGUCCAUCAUCCAGCUUUGGCUGCUGAAAUCAUACAGCUGUGAAGACUUGCCUUUGUUUCUGUUAGACUGCUUUUCAGUUCCGUAUUGAGUAUCUUAAGUACUGUAGAAAAGAUGUCACUUCUUCCUUUAAGGCUGUUUUGUAAUAUAUAUAAGGACUGGAAUUGUGUUUUUAAAGAAAAGCAUUCAAGUAUGACAAUAAUACUAUCUGUGUUUUCAUCAAAGUGCUGUUUAGUAGUUGAAACUUAAACUAUUUAAUGUCAUUUAAUAAAGUGACCAAAAUGUGUUGUG